Molecule: messenger RNA, 1492 nt
Organism: Emys orbicularis (European pond turtle)
Lineage: Eukaryota; Metazoa; Chordata; Testudines; Emydidae
Gene: MSMO1
Product: methylsterol monooxygenase 1
Exons: 5
Coding region: 1-894 (297 amino acids)
Biological process (GO): sterol biosynthetic process
Cellular component (GO): endoplasmic reticulum membrane
Molecular function (GO): iron ion binding; C-4 methylsterol oxidase activity
Source: RefSeq, a predicted model, not a curated record
AUGGCAGUGAAUGAGAGUGUUGACAUCCUGAACUCCGCUUACCUGGCAGUGGAAUACAUCGACUCUUUCUUGCCUGACAAUCCACUGCAACAACCAUUUAAAAAUGCUUGGAACUAUAUGCUGGACAAUUACACCAAGUUCCAGAUUGCAACAUGGGGAUCACUCAUAGUUCAUGAACUUUCCUACUUUUUGCUCUGUCUACCUGGAUUUAUAUUUCAGUUUAUACCUUAUAUGCAAAAGUAUAAAAUUCAGCAGGAUAAACCAGAAACAUGGGAGAAGCAGUGGAAGUGUUUAAAAACGCUUCUCUUCAAUCACUUCUGUAUUCAGCUUCCUCUGAUAUGUGGUACCUACUAUUUCACAGAGUACUUCAAUAUCCCUUAUGACUGGGAAAGGAUGCCAAGAUGGUACAUGCUACUUGCCCAGUGUUUUGGAUGUGCAGUGAUUGAGGAUGCCUGGCACUAUUUCCUGCAUAGACUCUUGCAUCACAAGAGAAUAUACAAGUACAUCCAUAAAGUUCAUCAUGAGUUCGUAUCUCCUUUUGGGAUGCAAGCAGAGUAUGCACAUCCACUGGAAACGCUUAUCCUUGGAACUGGUUUUUUCAUCGGCAUUAUUGUUUUCUGUAACCAUAUGAUUCUUCUGUGGGCCUGGGUAAUAUGUCGCUUAAUGGAAACCAUUGAUGUACACAGUGGCUACGAUAUUCCUCUGAACCCCCUGCAUCUAGUGCCCUUCUAUGCUGGGGCUCGUUUUCAUGAUUUCCAUCACAUGAACUUCAUUGGCAACUAUGCUUCAACCUUCACAUGGUGGGAUAGAAUCUUUGGUACAGAUUAUCAGUAUGUUUCAUACCAAGAGAAAGAGAAGAAUCAAGAACUGUUAACAGAAAAGAAGUCCAACUAAAUUUCCCAUUUAACCUCCUACAGACAAACUUCUUCCAUCUUUCUUUUGGGCUCAAACUGGUAAUUAACACCUGAUCACAAAUUAAAGCAAUAUUUACUUUUCUUAAAAGCAAACGUUAAGCAUAUACCUUGUCCCUUGGCUACUAAGUGGUAGGGAAAAUCCUUACUGCAAUGUAAUUAUCUACCUAAUGGGAAUGCUUUUCUAUUUUAUACACAACUCUAAAGUAUAUAUGCAGUACUUAAAGAUUAAUUUAAAAAUUACAUAGGUGACUUGAAAGUUGGUCUGUUGCAAGAAUUUUAUUAAAUUUUUUAAAGUAUCUAUAAUGCUGCCCUAUUUGAAUUCAGGUAGAAUUAUGUACAUUAUAAUACACUGAAAUUGGACUUCGUUUUAUAUAUAUAUAUUCUUAAAUUUGUAAUACAAAUACAGCAGCCCCAUUAAAACUGGUACUGGCACUAUAUUUAAACCUUGUGCAAAUGGGCAGAAUUUGCUUUAGAAACCAAAAUACCAUCAGUUGAUAAGGAGCUUGGACCAGCCAUUUGCACACUGAAUAAUGCAAACUAUUAAUUCCAGAAGAGCUGGCUAUAUGUUCAGUAACAUU